UCAUCUCCGGGCGCCGUACUGGAGUUGGGGUGGGCUUCCAGGGCUCCGCGGCGCUGCGGCUUCUGUGUGCUGGAUAGCGGAGGGCGGAAGUGCAGCCGGGCUUGGCUCCCACCAGCGCGCUGGUGCGGUCUGCGGCUGCGCGGGCCCUGGGGACUCUUGGCUCUCCGGUCUCUGCGGGACAGUGUGUCAAGCCCUGCGCCACCGCCCGUCCACAGCCGGGCGCCCCAUCCUCUUCACCAGUGGGGCAGGCCGGAGGAGGAGCCGGUGUUUCUGUUUGGCUUUGGUUGAAAAAAGAAUUUAGCCUAUAUGUACUGCUUUAACCACUGGAAGAAUGACAGAUGACAAAGACGUGCUUCGAGAUGUGUGGUUUGGACGAAUUCCGACUUGCUUCACCCUGUAUCAGGAUGAGAUAACUGAACGGGAGGCAGAGCCAUAUUAUUUGCUUUUGCCAAGAGUAAGUUAUUUGACGUUGGUAACUGACAAAGUGAAAAAGCACUUUCAGAAGGUUAUGAGACAAGAAGACAUUAGUGAGAUAUGGUUUGAAUAUGAAGGCACACCACUGAAAUGGCAUUAUCCAAUUGGUUUGCUAUUUGAUCUUCUUGCAUCAAGUUCAGCUCUUCCUUGGAACAUCACAGUACAUUUUAAGGGUUUUCCAGAAAAGGAUCUUCUGCACUGUCCAUCUAAGGAUGCAAUUGAAGCUCAUUUUAUGUCUUGUGUGAAAGAAGCUGAUGCUUUAAAGCACAAAAGUCAAGUAAUCAAUGAAAUGCAGAAAAAAGAUCACAAGCAGCUAUGGAUGGGAUUACAUAAUGACAGAUUUGACCAGUUUUGGGCCAUCAAUCGGAAACUCAUGGAAUAUCCUGCAGAAGAAAAUGGAUUUCGUUACAUCCCUUUUAGAAUAUAUCAGACAACGACCGAACGACCUUUCAUUCAGAAGCUUUUUCGUCCCGUGGCUACAGAUGGACAACUGCAUACAUUAGGAGAUCUCCUGAAAGAAGUCUGUCCUUCUGCAGUUGUUCCUGAAGAUGAGGAAAAACAGAACCAAGUGUUGAUUCAUGGAAUUGAGCCGAUGUUGGAAACGCCCCUCCAGUGGCUGAGUGAACAUCUGAGCUAUCCGGAUAAUUUUCUUCAUAUCAGCAUCAUCCCGCAGCCAACAGAUUGAAGGACCGGCUGUUGGCUGGGAUGGAAUCACCUCUCAGCAGGAUGUACCAGAGCAUGUCACCCUUGUGCUUCGGGCAGGCUCGGCGGGGGCAGCCUGACCAGAAACACCGCUUCGAGCCAAACAGGAAAAAGAUUCCCUGUCUGAUAAGGGCACCCGGGCUGGUCUUACUGUGCAUCACCACUGCUUCCCUCCACUGCCGUCAUUCAACCUCAGCUCCAACAUGAAAGACUUUACAGGACCCCUGCAGGUCUGCUGUUUUCUUGUAACAUGUAAUGAAGCCGAAACCUUUGGCCUAAGAAGAAAAUGGAAAUAUGUGCCACUCAAUUUGUAUUUCUGAUUAACAAAUAAACAGGGGUAUUUCCUAAGGUGACCAUGGUUGAACUUUAGCUCUAGGGAGUGGAAACAUUGGUUUAAUUUUCAAGAGAAUUAGACUUAAGAAAGUAAAAGAGAAAUUCUGUUAUCAAUAACUUGCAGCAAUUUUUGUAAAAGAUCAAAUUACAGUAAACCCAUCUUUCCUUAAUGAAAAUUUCCUAUGUUUACAGUCUGUCUAUUGGUAUGCAAACAAUCUUGUAACUUUGAUAAUGAACAGUGAGAGAUUUUUAAAUAAAGCUUCAAAAUAUGUUUUGUCAUUUAAUAACA
Messenger RNA from Phyllostomus discolor (pale spear-nosed bat), 1798 nucleotides. RefSeq names its product autophagy related 5 (gene ATG5). Gene Ontology annotation, biological process: autophagy of mitochondrion; autophagosome assembly; C-terminal protein lipidation. The transcript has 8 exons. The coding region runs from base 332 to 1159 and encodes 275 amino acids. Gene Ontology annotation, cellular component: phagophore assembly site membrane; Atg12-Atg5-Atg16 complex; cytoplasm. The record is from RefSeq and is a predicted model, not a curated record. NCBI's taxonomy places the organism in Eukaryota, Metazoa, Chordata, Mammalia, Chiroptera, Phyllostomidae.